Trichoderma asperellum CBS 433.97 is the source of this 1080-nucleotide messenger RNA. RefSeq lists its product as uncharacterized. NCBI's taxonomy places the organism in Eukaryota, Fungi, Ascomycota, Sordariomycetes, Hypocreales, Hypocreaceae. The record is from RefSeq and is a predicted model, not a curated record.
AUGCAUGAUGUCCUUGACAGUUGGACUGUGGAUGAGGAAAACAUGUUAAAAGAGUCAUGGAAUUAUCUGCUUCAGCUUUCUGGAGACGACAGCAAGCAGGAGCUCAACAAGGGCUUGUGGGACUUCAUGGCGGCUGAUCAUCCUGAUGUUACUAUUAUUCGCUUUCUCCGUGCCAAGAGAUGGGACAAGAAAAUGGCCAUGGCCAUGCUCAUAUCAACCAUCCAGUGGCGCAAGGGGCAAGAAAUCAACGGCAUUGUCCAAAUAGGCGAAAACGUUGGAUUAAAAUCCUGUCCUUCCGCGGAUGAGAAAGAUUUUAUGAUGCAUCAUCGGUCUGGCAAGAGUUACAUCCGCGGGAUAGAUAGAGAUGGCCGUCCGAUUUAUAUUAUCAGGGCUAGACUGCACAAUCCCAGCUCGCAAUCGACCAGGUCAAUGGAGAUGUUCGUUUUACAUACCAUUGAAAAUCUCAGAAUCAUGCUAAAAGCACCGAACGAUACGUCUUGUUUUAUUUUUGAUCUCACUGGAUUUGGCGUCCGAAAUAUAGAUUUGCACAUCAUUAAAUUCUUUAUUGAUGUUUUUGAAUCUAAAUACCCUGGGAUUUUGGGGGUAGUGCUUAUCCACAACGCGCCAUUCAUCUUCUGGAGUAUCUGGAAAGCUAUUAAAGCAUGGUUAGGCCCGGGAAUCGCGUCAAAAAUACACUUUACAAACAGCUAUAACGAUCUUAUACGUUUUAUCUCGCCAGAGAACCUGCAAACGUACUACGGUGGUAUGGACAGUUGGGAGUAUACUUAUAUUGAACCAGUACCAAGAAUGGAUAAUCGACUACAGCCAGACGACAGCGCCGAGCUCAAUAGAGAGAGAAGCCAGCUCAUUCACCAGUUCGAAGCGCUGACCGACGAGUGGAUACGACUAGAUCCUGGUUCGGCUGCAACAAUUGAAAUAGCAAGACAAAGAUAUGAUUUAGUAAAAAGAUUGCAUCAAAACUACUGGAAACUAGACCACUACACCAGAGCAACAACAUAUUACCAUCGAACAGGUGUGAUUGGCGUGACUGGUGAGGUGGAUUUCAGCGCGGCAAAAUAG